AUGGAAGUCCAAUUUUUGCCAAAUGAGCCGCUUACCCUCGCACAGUUGCUAAGUGUUCCAAUUCGCUCGCCCAUUGAACUCAUCAAGAAUUUGCGUUCUGUGUACGCUCAGAAACAGGUUGAAAUCUUCCGAGACAUGCUAGACUCGCUUAUCUCAAACGACAAAUUUGACAUACAUGACUUGGAUACAAUUAUGAUGGAUGCGAUCAGGAACAAUGACACACAAUUCACCUUGGAGCUUCUUUCUCAUGGACUGCCCCUGCUCCCAGAUUACGCCUUAGAAGCAACGAAGUGGAAGGCGAAGAAUUUUCUUGAACUGUUUUUCGAGAAAGGCUGGGAUAUCAACAAGCCAAUAAGUCAAGCUCAACCCCCCCUACUCAGAUCGGGGGCCGAUCCGAAUCAGAGAUGUGGGAUCGAUUUGACACCACUUUCUUACGCUGUCAAGGAUGCCCCUAUCUCAAAUAUUAAGCUCUUACUAGGCAGCGGAGGCGACACACGACAAGGCAAGCUUCUAUUCCACGCGCUCGAACGAAAAUCGGAAAUUAUUCAAGUUUUGAAGCUCCUUCUUAGAGAAGGUGCUCCGCUCAAUGCUACAAUGUAUCAGAAUCAUUAUCCUUCUUGGGCGCUUUAUUUCUUCAUGGGACUUGGUACUAUCUUACACAAGGCGGCGGAGCUUGGAAAUGUUCAAGCCGUCAGCUUUUUGAUAAGUGAAGGGAUAGAUCUAAGCAUAAAUGACGCAAAUGGUGCACUGAUUUUGAUUGUGCCAGGAAUCUUGACAAAGUCGACGUUGUGA
Penicillium daleae is the source of this 792-nucleotide messenger RNA. RefSeq lists its product as uncharacterized. The record is from RefSeq and is a predicted model, not a curated record. Lineage: Eukaryota; Fungi; Ascomycota; Eurotiomycetes; Eurotiales; Aspergillaceae. Bases 1 to 792 code for a protein of 263 amino acids. Gene Ontology annotation, molecular function: protein binding. The transcript is spliced from 2 exons.